This is a messenger RNA of Columba livia (rock pigeon), 615 nucleotides long. RefSeq names its product feather keratin 1. The transcript has 2 exons. Lineage: Eukaryota; Metazoa; Chordata; Aves; Columbiformes; Columbidae. Gene Ontology annotation, cellular component: intermediate filament. The record is from RefSeq and is a predicted model, not a curated record. Gene Ontology annotation, molecular function: structural constituent of cytoskeleton. The coding region runs from base 220 to 528 and encodes 102 amino acids.
CCUCACUCACUCAUCCACUACUGUUUCCUCCACCUCUUUCAGAUCAAGGCGAGUUUGGAGCCAUUUCUUGUCUUCACCCUUCUCCUCAUCUUCCUCAUUCUCCUCCUGCUUCUUGUCCUCUUUUUCCUCUGAAUUUUCUUGGCACUUACCUGCCCCGUUGUCUUCUGCUGGGUCUCGGAGCUGCUUGACUUGUUGGAGUUGCAGCUCCAGCCACAAGACAUGUCCUGCUACAACCCGUGCCUGCCCUGCCAGCCCUGUGGCCCAACCCCACUGGCCAACAGCUGCAAUGAGCCCUGUUGCAGGCAGUGCCAGGACUCCAGAGUCUUCAUCCAGCCCUCCCCUGUGGUGGUGACCCUGCCCGGUCCCAUCCUCAGCUCCUUCCCGCAGAACACCGCUGUGGGAUCCUCCACCUCCGCUGCUGUUGGCAGCAUCCUCAGCUCUCAGGGAGUACCCAUCAACUCCGUGGGCUUUGGUCUCUCUGGUUUGGGCAGCGGCAUCUGUGGCACAAGGAGGUGUUUUCCCUGCUAAAGCUGCUCCCUGCACUUGCAUCCACCUUAUUUCUUUUUUUUUUUUAUUAUUUUUUGUUUUGACUCAUUAAAGUUCUUCUGUAUCCUA